UGAUUAAUAUCAAAUAUUUGAUCAAAAUCCCAAUAAUAAAGAUGUGGACAGAUUCAAAAAUCUUUAUUAAAAUUUGACCUAGAAAAUACUACAUUUUUAGGUGGGACUUAUGAGAGCAUCAUUAUCCCUCUUAAAAAAGGGUUGUUUAUGGCUUGGGGCUCCACCAAAAACACAAGCAACAUCUCUUCCGCAUGCAAAAUAAGCACUUUUUAAUUUUUUUAUUCGGACAGAAAAAAAAAAAAAAUUUAAGCAAUUUUUAUGAUUGCUGGGAUAACGAUGCUCUGACCAAAUUGCCCAAAACAAUUGUUUCAAAACUCUCUUAUCAAACUUUUAUCACUUAAUCAACUCCCUCUUUUGCAUGGAGUAGUUGUUUCCAUGCAACAAAGACAGUUAUCGUGCCGCAGUCAAGGGUUUUGCUUUCUAGAAACAUGUAUACACGCAUUCAUCAGGCCACCAAAAGAAAUCAUCGUUUCGAUUUUUUCUUAUUCGAUCUAUUGAUUUAUACGUAAGGAGUUAACUUAAAUUUUCAUUUACUGGUCAUUUUUUUCCUGAUAUUGAACGUGCUUUAUACAUCAGACUCAGUUCUCUUUUAUAUUCUGAUGUGGCGCAGGUAGCGUGGUUUAUAAAUUGUCGAAAACCGCACUAUAAAUAAUACAAAGCCGUCUUCGUCGUAAGCCAUUGACUAGAUCUAUAGUCUUUUUUUGUCAACUAGAUAUAUAAAGUCUAUUAUUCAAAGACUUAAUGAAAGACUAUACAUUUAUAUAAACUUAAGAUUUAAUGCAGGAGUAGUACAUAUAUACAAACAACUCCUUUGGCUUUCUCCUGCAACCCCUUAAUUUCGGAUCUCAAUUUUGAUUUGUGUAUUGUAAACUCAUGACUACAGUAAGAUUUACUGUAACUUUCCGCUUCCCUGCGAGUCCAAGACUCGACUGCGAGAGCUAUGCUGGUCUGAAAGCUAGGACGGCGAGGGUUAGCUAUCCCCUAACCAUAGCCACUCGUCGACACCAUCUUGUCCAAAUAGCAAACGAAGAUCGGACUUUGGUGGUGAAUGCUGCAGCUGGGGAGAUACCUAACAAAAGGUACCCAGGAGAACCGAAGGGGUUUGUGGAGGAGAUGAGGUCCGUAGCGAUGAAAAUGCACCCGAGAACCCAGUCAAAAGAAGGAAAAAGAGAGUCCAAAGCUCCCCAAGACAGUCCUGUGGCUACGUGGGAGUUCACAGUGGAAGGGUACUUGAAGUUUCUAGUGGAAAAUAAACUUGUGUUCGACACUCUUGAAGGGAUUAUUCACGACUCUACCGUCCCAACUUAUGCGGCAUUAAAAAACACAGGAUUGGAAAGGGCAAAUAAUUUGGCCAAAGAUUUGGAGUGGUUCAAGGAACAAGGUUACGAGCUUUCUGAGCCAAAGGCUCACUGUAAAACAUAUUCUCUGUAUCUAAAGGAUAUAGCAGAGAAUGAUCCACCAGCAUUCAUCUGUCAUUUCUACAACAUCUACUUCGGACAUAGCGCUGGUGGUGGUCGAAUGAUUGGGUCAAAGGUAUCUGAGAGGAUACUCGACAAUAAAAAACUCGAAUUCUAUAAAUGGGACGGCGACAUUUCCGAAUUGUUGACGAACCUGAGUGAAGAAUUGAACAAAGUCUCUGAGUUGUGGACAAGAGAAGAGAAGAAUCAUUGUUUAGAAGAGACAGAGAAAGCGUUCAAGUGUUAUGGGCACCUACUUCGUUCCUUGGUGUCCCCUGAUUUGUAAUGACCCUGCGGUGGCAAUACAAGUAGGUGGGUGGGAAGGCCAUCAAGAGUGAAAUUAAAUUAGAAAUAAUUGUACUAAGUCUCCAUUCACAUAUUUUCUUUAUUGCAUAAUAAUAUAUGAAGUCCAUGUGGUUACCAAAAUAUGGGAACCUGGCUUCCUUGGUUGUUUCUUUUACAUUUCCAAGUUUGUUGCAACUAAUUAAAGUUCCAAUCAUUCUAUCA
Messenger RNA from Brassica napus (rape), 1964 nucleotides. RefSeq names its product heme oxygenase 4, chloroplastic-like. Gene Ontology annotation, molecular function: heme oxygenase (decyclizing) activity. The coding region runs from base 874 to 1743 and encodes 289 amino acids. The record is from RefSeq and is a predicted model, not a curated record. Lineage: Eukaryota; Viridiplantae; Streptophyta; Magnoliopsida; Brassicales; Brassicaceae. Gene Ontology annotation, biological process: phytochromobilin biosynthetic process; heme oxidation. The transcript is spliced from 4 exons.